UUGAAUUAGCCGCCCAUUCGCGAUAACAAUGGCGUGACGUUUUUAAAAUGGAAACUGAUCGUUGCUGAAUUACAUAUUCAUGAAAAGUUAAUUGGUAAAACAAUUCUGAAUAAAAAUGAAUCGCAAACAUCACGAUAGUCUCAGAGAUCAAAUAACUGCGCAAUACAUGUAUGUUUCUGCAAAAAAACGUACGUAUAUAUAUAACAGAUUUACAUAAAGAAACCAUUUCUGCAAAUAAUAUGUCACAUCUGUAUCCUGUAUCACGUCACGGAGAUAAACGCCUGUAAGAUGUUACAAACAAUCAUACUAUAAAUAUCUGGGAACGUGGUAUAAUAAAACUUUUUCAGAGUACAUUGUUUUUAGCGUUAACAAGAACAUAACAAAGACCAGUGAUUGAUUUUCCAACGGAGGUUGCCAACAUCCCACUAUAGAUUUCAGAAAAUAUAUAACGUCGAAAACUCUGUUAUAUUACAAAUUAUAUUUAUGUACUUUUUGUAUUUAUCUUUUUAAUUACGAUUUCAAUGUUAAUUAAAAAUUGGAGGUUAGAAUACAUGUAGAAAAUCCCUAUAAAAUUCAAUGAUUCUGCACUAUCCUACAUAGUUUUAUAUACAUAGAAAACUUGGUUUUCUCCAUACGGUAUUUUCCCUACUCAUCACUAGCAAAGACACAGAAACAUCAAAAGAAGGCAGCCAGAGAUUCGUGUGAAGUGAACGAGAAAGGUAAGGAUGAGUAACGGGUAGAAGGGGAAUAAGGAAAACGAACGAGACGGUCGGAGGGAACCGAAAGAGAGAAAAAGAGAGGAAAGAAAACGGGUACAGAAGAGAGGGAGAGAGAUAGUAGAGGAUAGUGAAACAGAGAAUGGGAUGCGAUGGCGGCGGGUAUGGCAGGGGUAGGUCUUGCUAGGCGGGCACCCGCUGGCGGCAUUUGCAGGUAUGGCGAUGAACAACACGGCAAUUUCUAUCGUCGCGUUGCGCGACCAGAGUGAAUAAAAACGCCCUUGAAGAGUACAUAACUGUGUAACCCUCGCGAAAUCGAUCGGUAACGAAGCUAACAGAACUAUAAAAAAAAGUGGUUAACUCAUGCGAAUCAAUGUACGGAAACAGAGAGACAACGAGUAGAAACAGUGCCGAUUCAAUGACAUGUAUCAUCUAGUGAGUACGCUACUUAUCAUCGGCACACUGGGGGCAAAUCAUCCCCGCAUUGUUCUAGCCAGCAACAACGGUGAAUUAAAUUUGAUCAGCGUCGCCAAGUGUUGCGAGCCCGAGGAACUUCUCGUCGACGACACGUGCACGCCAUUGACGGAAACGAACGAGACGGAGUGGCGGCCGGAAUUCGUGGAGGAGAAGGUGAACGGUAUUUCAAGGAGCAGACCGGUCAAGCCGAAUUAUCAAUUGAAAAUAGGAAGACCAAAGUGUCAAUCGAACGAGCAUCAAUGGAACGUGUACCAUUACCAAUCAGGCGAGGAUCGUCUGGCUAUAUUGACAACCGGUGUACUUCGACACUAUACAAGACAUUUGACAAAGGGAAACUACAAUCAUGGAUAUCUAUACGGCUUAGACGCUGUAGGACUAGACGAGGAUGACGAAGAUGAUCUCGAAGCGAUAUCGAAUCACCAUGACUAUUCCUUCGGGCAUUAUUGCAUUGAUAAAGCAGUUUUAAGUAGAGAUCGAUUGGUUGCUACGUACGCUAUGGUAUGUGUACCGAACGUAGUCGUCGGCUGGACUGAUACAGAUUAUUUAAUGAAACACGGAAUCGAUCCAACUUUUCACGCGAUAUCGAUAGCCAGUUACCUGGUAGUUGCAGUCGUCUAUUUCGUCUUACCGCAACUCCGUGAUCUUGUGGGAAACAUGAUAACUAGUAUGACUCUGUGCCUUAUUGCCGGCCAAUCUGCCUCUAUGGUACGAAUCUUCACGGAGUUUGGCAAUCACGUUAGUUUUAUGGUUGCCGAUACCGUAAUGUAUGUCUCGUUGCUUGCUGCGUUUUUCUGGCUCAAUGCUUUGGGUUAUUACGUGUGGAGCACAUUUCGUUCGCGCAAUGUGUUUCUACGAGUGACCGACGGCAGAAAAUACUGUUAUUAUUCCUCUUAUGUUUGGGGUUCAACAGUCUGUAUAGCGGGAACAGCAAUUUUCGCGCACUUUGCCUUAGAAACCAACAAACCCAUGGUCGGUGGAACGUUGUAUCCACCUCAAGAAACUAUCGGUUGGCUCGGUAUUUCAAUGUUUUUUACGUCAAUAGCAUUCACGAUAAUUAUUGAUCUAUGUUUUGUAUUGACCACAGCGAAUAGAAUAAAACGAAUGAGUACGUACGGUCGAAUUCAUCACAAAAUGAAAUACAGCUUUAGGAUGUUUGUGUUUUUGUUUAUAAUAAUGAGUACCGGUUGGCUGUCGUUGUUAUUGUCACGAUUGAAUUACAAUGCGCUUUUAUACUGUCAUAUCGUUAUUAAUAUUCUACAAGCAAUUUUUAUACUGUACGUUUGCGUGUUUGGGCAAAGAAGAGUUACAUUUUUACUGGGUAAAACAUGCAAUUGCUGUAAUUCUGAAGAUAACAUCGAGGGGCUUGAUUGGGGCGAAGAAAUGACUGCCAUUAACGCGGGUUAUUAACAUUUUAGACUUUUCAAAUAGACAUAUCAAACUACGUUAGAAUGGUUUAAUUAAAUCUAAUUUUAAUUCUGGUAUACGUAUACGAACAAGUGUUCGAUCCGUUAUGUAAACAGUAUUAAAUAUAUCGCGAGGAUAAUAUAAAAAUUUUAAAAAGUCAUAGUUCUAAAUGUAUAAAUUUUAGUAUACCAAGAUAUCGCAUAAAAGCUUAUUUAAUUAUAAAAAUUCGUGAAUCGAAAUUAAAUUAUUCUAUAAAAAUGUAAUGUGCCUUGAAACAAAAUAACUUUUGCCUUAUUGAUGGAAAAUUUAUAACAGAUUAUAUAUAAAUAACAUUUUAUAACUACGGUCAUUAUGCGUUCUCAUAUUCAUCAUUUCAUAAUGUAAACUUCUAGAUUUGUCUUACUUUUAAGUAUUCAUGUAGUAUUUAUAUUUGUAUAGAUAUGGCUUUUGUAUAAAUGAUAUAUCAUUUUCAUAAAAACAAGUUUAAUAUACUCCUUUUAAAGUA
Messenger RNA from Osmia bicornis bicornis, 3102 nucleotides. RefSeq names its product probable G-protein coupled receptor Mth-like 5 (gene mthl5). The coding region runs from base 1140 to 2600 and encodes 486 amino acids. NCBI's taxonomy places the organism in Eukaryota, Metazoa, Arthropoda, Insecta, Hymenoptera, Megachilidae. The record is from RefSeq and is a predicted model, not a curated record. The transcript has 2 exons.